CACGAAUUGCCCCCGUUUUGUCAGCACAUGGAGACAGACAAGGCAUGAGCACCUUUUGCAUUGUAGACUGAACAAUGCCGCUCCUUCUUGCUCAGGUUUUUUAGCCGGGCAAAGAAACUGUUGCCUUUAGCUGGCCCAUUCUGCGGAGCACCAUGGAAUUCAGGCCAGAGAGGAUUGAUAUGGACACUGUGAUCUUGCUCACUUUUGCAGGCAUCCCCCUGGUUGGAUUGACCGGAUUCUUGCUCUCCAAAUGGACAUGUACGAUUUCAAAAGCUUGCUUGGCAGCCAGAUUUCGGCAGUGGUCUCUAGCAAACAUCACAGGUGUCUUCGCAGCGUGCGUGAGCGUCCUGCUGAUUUCUAUCUCCUCGGCUGGCCGAGGACAUUUGGACAGCACUGGCAAUGCCAGUGGAAUGGCCACUGAAGCAAUGAGAUGUUGACAGACAAUCCCUUUGCCUGAGAUCUACUGAGCACUAUCGCACUAUGAUGGGACAAAUGCGUGUAUUCUCAUGAAAGAGUUUGUCUGUCAGCUGGCAUAGUUUUUGCAGGAUAUUCUAAGACUCUUUCUUUCAACACUAGGUCAUACAGGCUAUCAUCGACCCAAUCUUUUGAAGCUCAAGCACAAGUAUCCUACAAAUGUGACUUUCCGCGUUUUGCUUCGCCGAGCAUAAUAAGGCUAUGUUCUUCACAAUGCUCUUUGCAUCUUACAAGUUCGGCUUUCAUGACAUUGUCCGGAUAUCAAGGGAAGCUGCAUGGCGCAUCCACUACACCUUGGGCCUUAUGACCCUGGUGAUUGGCUUCGCACAUUUGGUUUUAGUCUUUGAUGAACUCGGUGCACGUGUGGUCUUCGGUCGAUUGAAGGCAGUCUUUGGCUUGGUUGGCUUGGUGUUGAUGUUCAUGGGGACGGUUCCAGCAAAGUUCCUGAUCUAUGACCAGUUCAAAGUGCUGCACUUCCUGAGUUUCAUCGGACUUCUCUUUACAGUUUACCACAUGGUCGACGCUGCACUCCUGCACCGGAGUCUCGUCAGUAUUGUCACCGCAGUGGUGAACUGUGUGGUGCUUCUAGGUUACUUGGCCCAGAGAAUCUACAUAUGGGUAUCAUCAGGGAAGGCCGUGGUGAAAAAGUCUGAGGUCUCAAGAACUGGGCACAUUUUUCUCUACCUCUCAGUGCCAGGCUUCAAGUUCCAGCCAGGUCAGUGGAGCCGGCUGUACAUUCCCAGCAUCUCCGCAGUAGCCCAUCCUUUCACGCUCAUCCCAGCCAAUGGGAGGCAUGAUGCCAACGUGGCCAUUUUCAUGAAGGUCAGUGGUGAGUUCACCACAAAGCUCGCAUCUGCCUUGGAGGGCAAGGAAAAGCUUGAGAUAUCACUGCAGCCUCCCUACGGACGGCCAUGCCCUAUGACAACAGAUGCGGUCAUUUUUGUGCUGGGCGGUGUAGGAGUCACUCCUGCAUUGUCGCUGCUUCCCGCAGAAGCUGCGAAGGGAAAGAAGGUCAGCAUCUAUUGGUCACUUCGCAGUCAGGCUUUGUGUCAAGAGUCUCUCCCGUUUUUCCAGCAUCUCUUGGACGACGAGAACCUGAGCUGCGUGAAAGUCAAGGAUUCCAACCUGGUCCAACAGCCAGAGAGCAUCCCAACUUGGCUGGAAAAGAUGGCUGCCAGCUAUGAUUCUAAGGGUUUGAGCUCGGCCACCAUCUUUGUUUGUGGACCAGCAAGCAUGGCGGAAGAGGUCAGGAGAACCUUGGACUCAGACAAGUGGCCCAAGUCCAGCAUCAAGUGGCAGCUGCACGUGGAGGAGUUCCAGUUCUUGCCCAAGGUCUUGCAACCUGACGCCACGCGCGUCUCGAAAACAGGUGGAAACUCCAAGGAAUGUGCAACACAGGCCGCGCACAGCGGGGGACACGAGCAAGUAUGACUGGCAAGAAGACACAGAAUGAGCAGAAUUAAGUUACUCCAACUCCCAAUGCAAGGGUUGGUGCCAAUCUUUGUGCGCAUGUUUGAGCACAGCGCAACACGGCCUAUUUUUUUUUGUAUCUUUGACUGGGCCCUUCUGUGCAGCGUAAAGAGCACCUUACCUGACUGAACGAACAUCAGGAGAUAUGCCAAUGCAGCCUCCGAUGCCUCUGCAGUUUCUUUUGCGUGCAAUUUUGAGCGCAGUUUCGUUUGUGGCCCAUGUCGUCUUGAGUCCUUUUGUCUGUGCAGUGUAAAGAGCACAUUAAUUACCAGAUCAUUUGGAGAUAUGCUAAUGCAGACUCCUAUGCAGGCUUAGUGAUUCCGCUUUCCAAAAA
This is a messenger RNA of Effrenium voratum, 2278 nucleotides long. The record is from the annotation of a GenBank genome assembly. NCBI's taxonomy places the organism in Eukaryota, Dinophyceae, Suessiales, Symbiodiniaceae.